GCUCCGACUCACUCUGUUUCGCCAUUUCCGAUCGGGGCAGUUGAUCCCGAGCUCGAUCGAUUCCGUUCCUUCCGUUCGUAUUUUCCCGGCGAGAAGGGAGCGAGGAUGUCGGGGCGCGGGAAGGGAGGGAAGGGGCUGGGCAAGGGCGGGGCGAAGCGGCACCGCAAGGUCCUCCGCGACAACAUCCAGGGGAUCACGAAGCCGGCGAUCCGCCGCCUGGCGCGGCGGGGCGGCGUGAAGCGCAUCAGCGGGCUGAUCUACGAGGAGACCCGCGGGGUCCUCAAGAUCUUCCUCGAGAACGUGAUCAGGGACGCCGUCACCUACACCGAGCACGCCCGCCGCAAGACCGUGACGGCCAUGGACGUCGUCUACGCGCUCAAGAGGCAGGGCCGGACUCUGUAUGGGUUCGGCGGCUAGGGCCGGGGUUCGAGGGGGGUCGGUCGUGGGGGAAAGAGCAAGUCUUGCUGUCAAGAAGAAGGAAGAAGGGAAGGUUUUUGGGGGGGUUUUUCUUUUUGGGCUUGUAGAUUGGGGGGUGAAAUUAGGGUUUCGGUGGGGGAUUGGAAUUGUGGGUUUUUCAAGGGUAAUCUUGUAAAGGAAGGAUCUUGACUGGAAUAGGAAUGGGUGGGGACUUGGGAGAUACUGCUUAUCCGUAGUUUCUAUGUGUGUACUGUAAACUUGCCCUGACGAUGCUUAUAAGCUUUCAUUUCAUGGCAAUUGUGAUUUCUGGUGAUUUUUGUCCUUGCUUGAUGCUAAUCCAGAAGAAGAUUCAGUGUA
Molecule: messenger RNA, 774 nt
Organism: Syzygium oleosum
Lineage: Eukaryota; Viridiplantae; Streptophyta; Magnoliopsida; Myrtales; Myrtaceae
Product: histone H4
Exons: 1
Coding region: 106-417 (103 amino acids)
Biological process (GO): nucleosome assembly
Cellular component (GO): nucleosome
Molecular function (GO): protein heterodimerization activity; structural constituent of chromatin; DNA binding
Source: RefSeq, a predicted model, not a curated record